This is a messenger RNA of Lodderomyces parapsilosis, 405 nucleotides long. Its product is annotated as GFA family protein. Bases 1 to 405 code for a protein of 134 amino acids. The record is from RefSeq and is a predicted model, not a curated record. The transcript has a single exon. Lineage: Eukaryota; Fungi; Ascomycota; Pichiomycetes; Serinales; Debaryomycetaceae. Gene Ontology annotation, molecular function: carbon-sulfur lyase activity.
AUGUCAUAUACGGGUUCUUGUCUCUGUGGUGAGGUUUCAUUCAAGCUUAUUGGCGAGCCAUCACGCUCAUUUGUUUGCUAUUGCAUUGAUUGUCGGAAAGGGUCUGGUCACUUGGGUCAGUUCAUAAGCCAAUACGCUACUGAUAUGGUAGAGAUUGAUGAUAAAAAUGGAAAAAUGGCUGAAUAUGUUGUUCAAAAAACAAAGAGUGGCCAUCCAAAGAAAAAGCAAUUUUGUAAAGAUUGUGGUUGUACUAUUCGUACUUUGCCAAUGAAGUUUAAUGGAGAAGUCAGUAUGAUUAGACAAUCUUUAGUGGAUGAGAACUUUACAAAAUUGAGUCCGCAAUUGGCCAUGUUUGGAGAUGAAAAGAGUAGGUUUAUUGAGGAUGCUAAGUCCGAGUUCUAUUAG